Molecule: messenger RNA, 1013 nt
Organism: Solanum dulcamara
Lineage: Eukaryota; Viridiplantae; Streptophyta; Magnoliopsida; Solanales; Solanaceae
Product: probable NAD(P)H dehydrogenase (quinone) FQR1-like 1
Exons: 4
Coding region: 310-732 (140 amino acids)
Molecular function (GO): oxidoreductase activity
Source: RefSeq, a predicted model, not a curated record
UUAUUCACCCAAAAAUCAGUACAACAUUUUCAUUUUCCAAUGGCAACCAAAGUCUCAUUGUGUACCAGAAAUUCUUGCAAAAAUGAGUGCACCACCUAAAAGUAAUGCACCAAUAAUUACACCAGAUGAACUUGCUGAAGGUGAUGGAUUUGUAUUUGGAUUUCCAACUAGAUUUGGAAUGAUGCUGAUAACUCCAUUAAUGGAGAUUAGAAGGAGCUUGAAAUCAGAGGGAAAAGAACAGAAGAAAGAAGAGAAGAAGAAAGGAAGAGAAAACUGAGAGAAUACUUUGCUGAAUUACUGUUACAUUGGAUGCUCAUUGAAUUGAUUGGUUACAGAGCUUUGCUCAUGUAUAUAUACACUCACACUCAUCCUAACAGAAUUGUCACAAACAUGCCUGCACAAUUUAAGGCAUUUCUUGAUUCUACUGGGGGUUUGUGGAGAACUCAGCAGCUUGCAGGCAAACCAGCAGGCAUUUUCUUAAGCACUGGCUCUCAAGGAGGUGGCCAAGAGACUACCGCGUUGACAGCCAUAACACAACUUGUACAUCAUGGAAUGAUCUUUGUACCAAUUGGCUAUUCAUUUGGAGCAGGAAUGUUUGAGAUGGAUAAUAUUAAUGGUGGAAGUCCCUAUGGUUCUGGAACUUAUGCUGGUGAUGGCUCUACACAACCAACACAACUUGAAUUGGCUCAAAGGCUCUGCCUAAUAAAUCUCACUUUUGACGCCCCUGACUGAGGGCAGGCUGAUGAGAGCGGAUCAGACGUUUUACGAGGGAAAAUACAUUGCACUAUAUGGUAUAUUGCAAUUUCUUUGUUUUUUUUUAAUAUGUAAUUCUCUUAAAUGAACAGCAUUCUUGAUUGGGUUUCAAGUUGCAUUGGUGUUAAACUAAUUAAGUGUUUCUAUUAGCAUAUUCAUCGAACACAGUUUCUCCACCCCACAAAAGUAAGAAUCAGUUCUGCGUACAUCUUAUCCUCUCCAAAUCAAUGUUGUUGUUGUUUUUGUUAUCAACAUAUUCA